Ochotona princeps (American pika) is the source of this 1024-nucleotide messenger RNA. RefSeq names its product TAFA chemokine like family member 5 (gene TAFA5). Gene Ontology annotation, biological process: G protein-coupled receptor signaling pathway. Gene Ontology annotation, molecular function: G protein-coupled receptor binding; receptor ligand activity. The transcript has 4 exons. The coding region runs from base 641 to 1018 and encodes 125 amino acids. NCBI's taxonomy places the organism in Eukaryota, Metazoa, Chordata, Mammalia, Lagomorpha, Ochotonidae. The record is from RefSeq and is a predicted model, not a curated record.
CCGGGCGGCGUGAGUUGGAGGUCGGCGGGCCGGGCCGGGCCGCGCGGGCUCCGGUGGCGGCGAUGGUGCGGCAGCCCCGCGCAGGGCGCGCAAGCCCGGCCCGCCGCGGCGGCGAAGGCGGAGACGACGCGGUGGCGGCGGGGGCCCCCUGAGCCCCGGGCCGGAGCGAGCGCGGGCAGCGGCGGCGGGCGCGAGGAGGAGGAGGAGGAAGGAGACGCCGAGCAGCGCGCGCGGGCGGACGGCCGGUGGAGCAGGCGCUGCGGCCGCACGGACCCCCGCGCCCCGGGCCGCUGCGCAAUCCGCGGCCCCGCCGUCCGGGCCCUGCGCGGCUCCGGGGGCGGGGUGCAUGGGGCCGCGGCGGCCGCCCCCCGGCGCCCCGCAGCCCGCGAUGGUGGCCGAGCGGCCGCCGCGGCCCGCGCCUCUCCGCUAACCUCCCCGCCCCCGCCCCGCGCCCGCCCCCGCCCGCUCCCCUCCCCCUGCCCAAAAAGACACACAUCGCCUCCCGGAGUGGCGCCUCCAGUCGCGGCGGAUGGCGGGCGCGGGCGGGCGGCCGAGGCGGCUGCACCCGGCGGGGCGCUGAUGCGGCGCCCGGACCUUGGCUGCGCGACUUUGGGGGCGCCGGCCGCGCGCGCUCUCCGCGAUGCAGCUCCUGAAGGCGCUCUGGGCACUCGCCGCCGCCGCGCUCUGCUGCUUCCUGGUGCUGGUGAUCCACGCGCAGUUCCUCAAGGAAGGUCAGCUGGCCGCCGGCACCUGUGAGAUUGUCACCCUGGACCGGGACAGCAGCCAGCCGCGCAGGACGAUUGCUCGGCAGACGGCACGCUGCGCCUGCAGGAAGGGCCAGAUCGCCGGCACCACGAGAGCCCGGCCCGCCUGCGUGGACGCUCGCAUUAUCCGGACCAAGCAGUGGUGUGACAUGCUCCCCUGCCUGGAGGGGGAGGGCUGCGACCUGCUCAUCAACCGCUCAGGGUGGACGUGCACACAGCCCGGCGGCCGCAUCAAGACCACCACGGUGUCCUGACGACCC